Molecule: messenger RNA, 1428 nt
Organism: Ogataea parapolymorpha DL-1
Lineage: Eukaryota; Fungi; Ascomycota; Pichiomycetes; Pichiales; Pichiaceae
Exons: 1
Coding region: 1-1428 (475 amino acids)
Biological process (GO): positive regulation of transcription by RNA polymerase II
Molecular function (GO): sequence-specific DNA binding; DNA-binding transcription factor activity, RNA polymerase II-specific
Source: RefSeq, a predicted model, not a curated record
AUGGGAACCAUAUGUCGAUACUAUGAUGAAGGACUGGGAACUUCGGUAUCCAGAAGGUAUCUAAAAAAUCUGGACGAUAAGAUAAGGGAGUUAAAACACGAGAUAGCCAAGUACGAAAACAAAAUAGAACGGAAGAAUCUGGCACGCUCUAGCACAAGCAGUGAACAGGAAACCAAGCAGCUACCUGAAACCUCUGUAAGCUGUGGAUGCUUUAUAGAAGGGAACAAGGAUUCUUAUUUUUUUGGGCCGGGCUCGGUGGUCUCAAUGGUUCACUCGGUGUCAAAGGUGUUGAACCUAACUGUCGAAACAAGUAAUCUCAGCUCCAUUGACAAUUAUACAUCAUUUCCGCAGAUAAAAGUCCCAUUUGACUUUUCCAUAAUUGGCAACGACCAGUCCAGAUUGCUCAUUGAGAAUUACCUCAGUAAAAUUUAUCCUGUUUUUCCAUUGCUUCCAGAGAGCUUCUUCCAUUUUGAGGUCAUGAUUAGAAAUUACCCUUCAUACGAGCAGUUGUUUGUGCUGCUUAUAUUUCUCAUCUCUGCAACUCACCUAAUGCGGAAACGAGUAGAUUUUGCUUCCAUCAAGAUAAUGCUUCAACAAAAAGUAGCAGAGCUCAUGAAAGACAAAUUGAGAGAUUCCGAUGGUGACACUCUUCUCGCUUUAGUAUACUAUGCUGUCUAUGAAAUGUUGGAUCCAGAAGCAGGCUCGCCAGUAUGGAAGACCCUUUCCUUAGCAUGUGGUUUGGCCGAAAAAUUGAGAUUCUCAAACACCGGGAACCAAGGUCCGAUACCCGGAAGAGUGUGCAAACAAGUCCCUCGGAUUAAAUUACUGAAAGUGCUUUAUGAGCUUGAAACCAGUGUCUCUCUCUGUCUAGGCAGACCACCUUCAAUUUAUUUCUCGAGAAAUCAAAUCGCUCGUCUUGAAAUUGACGAUGGUAACAACAGGAUGGUUUUUGUCGAGCUCACAAACAGGAUUGAUCUCUUUCAAAACAUUUAUGGGAAGCUCUCUGGAUGCCCUAUCUGCCGGGCUGAAGCACUGAUUGGGCAACAACUGGAAACAAAAUCCACUCAAUGGCUUACUGCUUGCUCGCUGCUCACUCAUAGCUGUGCUCAGUGCGAAGGAUCUAGCUUUUACUUGAAUGUUUUGCAAUCUAGUGUUGAAUGCAUCAAAAAUGCAAGCCGAAGAGCGCAAAAGUACGCCCCGUUAUGUUUUUGGAUAGAAGUCUCCAGCAUUACACUUUCUUUGCUGAGCUUGUUGAUCAUUACCAAGCUUCAUCAUGAAGUGCUAGAAGAUUCCCCUUUCCAGGGCAAAAUUAUUGAUGCCAUCAGCACUGGGAAGCAGCUACUUGUGAGAUAUUCAACUUUCUGGCCGAAUUCUCAAGUAUUACUUUCGUUUGCAGAAUUUGCAUUGGAAAGCAUGAAUGUCUGUUAA